UCGCAGCAACGCUGUCGUCUGUGCUGGUCAGAUCAAGUUUCAUAACAUUGGUAAAGACACCGGGCCGCGUGUAGAUGAGCAAGUGGCGCAAUGCUUACGCGCACUUAGACAACUCCCACAUGAGUUUCAGCGUAAAUGCUUUAGCUUUCGGUUCGAGUUCAGUAUCAUCAUCAGCACUUUUCUAUGGCUGCGCCGUGCGGGGAUCUGGUGUGGUGCUAGCUCAAGAUUCGAGCUGAAGUUCGUCCAACAUUCACCCGAUGCGGCGACCGAUGAGCCGCGAGGUCACCGUGAGUGAGAUUACGUACAUCCUGCACUUGCCAUGGAACGCGCAUCGCACGCCCUCGGAGACGAGGGGACCAACGCUCGGCGACGUUGGGGACGAGGCCACCGGCGGCGCGAGCCCGCGUCCUACGAAAGCGAGGAAAACUCCGGUGGACGCCGAGGAAACGAGGGCCAGGCGCUCGGAGGGUCAGCUACGCCGCUGGCAGGCCCAGCGCGAGUCCCCCUCCCCCCUUGUGAGGCCAGCGCCCGCUGGACCCGAGGAGAAGAGACGGCAGUGGGCCGAAGCUCAGCGACGUCACAGGCAACUACAGCGCCAGGCCGAAGAAGAACGACGACUGCGGGAAGGCGCCCCACCUCGAGCUGGAAGAAGUCGUAAGGACCCCGAAGAAAGGAAGAAGCGACGUGCCGAAGCCCAGCGGCGUCGCAGGCAGGCCCGGCGCGAGGCCUAUGAAGAACGACAACUCCUGGAUGACGGUCCAUUGCACGGCGAGACGCUGUCGCGCCGGGCCGAAGCACAGCGGCGCCGCAGGCGUGCCGAGCGCGAAGCGGCCAACGCUGCCGUUGGGCAGCGCUUGAAAGACGAUCCCUUCGGCAAUGCCAACGCGGUUGGUGAUGCCGUAGAUGAAAAGGUGUCGGCAUGGAACACAUCCAAGUCAACAAGUACCACCUUCCACUGGGAUUCAUGGCUAGGUUGCAAUGAUAAGCAAGUUGGGGAGGUGAGUCUCUGACAUGCAUGCUUGCACAAUACGCUACCGUUUCUUGGCAACUUUUGAUGCAGCCAAUUGGUUUUGCCUAAAGGGAGGCUAAAAGAAAUAACAGUAUUAAGUUAGGUUGUAUUAGUAAAUCGCACUUCUGUGUUAUGCAGUAGCUACUCUUGCCGUCAGAUGAAGCUUUGUAAGCCAGAAAAGAUGCAAAAAACACAGAUGUGUGAUGACACCAAGCAGCUCCUGCACUAGCUUGCCGUGACAUUGGCACCUCUGAUAUCGUCUCCUCAAAUAUAGUUGAUUUUAUAUGUCUAACCUGCGUCUUAAAAGAACUGAAGACACAGUG
Dermacentor andersoni is the source of this 1332-nucleotide messenger RNA. Lineage: Eukaryota; Metazoa; Arthropoda; Arachnida; Ixodida; Ixodidae. The record is from RefSeq and is a predicted model, not a curated record.